AUGAAAUAUCUGCUCCAGGCGAUCGAAGCCAAGCGAGCUUCGGUCAAGCUUGGCGAUGCCGAACUUCGACAGCUGCUCACCGAAGUCUGCAAGGGCCGCGAUGAACGCGAGGAAUUCCUCGAGUCGAUCGACAGAAUCGUCACCGAGCUCAAAAACUACAGCGAGCAUUCCACCGCCUUCCUCUCCAAAGUGUCGAAACGCGAUGCGCCCGACUACUACGACGUGAUCAAGCACCCCAUGGACCUCGGCACCAUGCAGAAGAAGGUCAAAUCCGGACAGUACAAGACCAAGAAGCAGUUUGCUCACGAUCUCAAUCUGAUCUGGGACAACUGUUUGCUGUACAACUCGGAUCCGACGCAUCCACUGAGGAGGAAUGUGGCGUUUAUGAGGAAGAAGGCGGAUCAUCUGUUGGAGUUCAUCAGUGACAAGAGCGAUGUGAAGGACGCGUUGGUGCAGUGGGGGACGCCGGUGACAGCGACCGUCGAGGUCGGCGCGAAGGCGGCGGAUGGAGUGAUUCCGCCAGCAGCAGCAACGGAGGCAGCGACAGUGAAGGAGGAAGGCAGGAAAAGGAGGAGAAAAGGGGAUGAGGUCAAGUUUGAAGAUCAGGAAGCGUUCGUCAGGACGCCACAGAGUAUGAUGGAGUUCGCGAGGAUCGACGCAGGUUUGAGUUUGGUAGAGGCGAAUGGAGUGGCGGGACCAAGUUCCAGACCCAUGCUGAUGGCGCCCGUUGAAGCGAUGGAUCGGGUGAAGAGGGAUGCCGAGGAGGAAGAUCCGCUCAGUGCUGUACUCGGAUCCAUCUUCCAGCCGCUGUUGGGUGAGAAGGGAAAGGAGAAAGCGACGCCGGAACCUCGAUCGCAGUCCCAGCCGCCGUCGCAGGCUCCGUCUCAUUCGGGCUCCACGCCUGCUCCACCGGCCAGCGUGGACGUGUCGCCGUUGGAUGCUUCAGCCCUUUGGUUCACCGUCACUGGCUCGCAUCAGCUCAUGUCCGGUGCGCUGCCGGCGUUGCCUUCGUCCGCGCUUGUCUCAGCUUCAGCGGAAGAAGGACUUCCGAGCAAGGGAAAGAAGCGCAAGAAGCCGUUUCAUCUCGUCCCUGCAACACGGCGAAAAGGUCUUCAAGGCAAAGUAGCACGCAACAUCCGUACCCUGCACAAUGUGCAGUCCACGCACGCCAAGUUCCUGUCGCUCGCGCAUUUCGUCGAGAACGAAGCGCCCAUCCCGGCCUACCUGACAUCCAUGUCGUCGGACGAAGAGUCGGAUUACCCUUCCGAUCCGGAAGACACGCCUCCUCAUCAUCAACACAUCAACGGCACCGCUGCAGCACUCCGCAACCCGCUCGCUCGAAUCUCGGCGGAAUCCGCGCGCGAUCACGCCAGCUACAACGUCCGCAUGAUGCUCUCCCACGCCGGCUUCGAAGGCGGUCAUCGAUGCGCCGUCGACACCAUCACCGACGCGCUCGGCGAGUUCCUCGGAAACAUGGGUCGCAUGCUCCGCAUCUACUCCGACCGCUACGCCUCCUCGCUCUCCGCCGAAGAGAUGAUCCUGCACACGCUCCAGGAGUGCGGCAACUUUUCCGUCGCUUCCCUCGAGAACUACAUCCGGAACGACGUGGAGCGGUACGGGACGAAGAUGUCCGAGUUGCUGCGGAAGCUGAGGUCGAGUUACCGGGAGCAGUUCAACAUGAGCACGGAGAGGGGGGUGGUGGAGGACGAGGCGCUGUUUGCGGAUAAUGGAGAGGCACUGGUGGCGGGUGGGUUUGCGGAGGAUCUGGGAGACGAUUACUUUGGAUUUAGGGAGUUGGGGCUGGAUAGGGAAUUGGGGAUGAGUGGGUUGACGGUGCCGACGAGGCUGUUCUACGGGAGGGGGAAGGGUGGGGUUUCCGCUGGUGGUGCGGCAGGUGCAGCUGGUAGACCCGGUGGGAUCAAAGUUGAGGUUUUGCCGUAUCCGCCCCCACCCAACCCAGUCGAACUCGUCGCCGCAGCCAUUCCGGAACAGAUCGGCCUACUGCAACCGUUCUACCAGGAGAAAUUGCGGGAACACCGUCAACGCUGCAAACACGCUCAGGAGAAUCCCCCCUCCACCACUACCAAGGAACAGGACGCACAACAGCAGGAUGGAAAAGAAGGAGAAGAAGGAGAGGAGCCAGAAAAGGUGGAUCCUGUGGUGGUGACGAACACGUUGCCGGAUCAGGAGCAGGAGAAGCAGAGGUACAAGGUGCCCCCGACGGGCAAGAUGCCGAGGAGGAUGAUCUGGAGUGCUGCGGCGGAGAGGAAGCAGGCGGCGGAGAGGGUGGCGGCGGAGAAAGCGGCGAGUGCGGCACAGGUCGCCAUGUCGACCGGUGGAGUUGCGGUAAGUGGCGGUGGCUCAGGUGGGAAAAGUGGUGCGGGGAUGAAGGAUUCCAAGCUGGGCAAGAAGAGCAUUGCUGCAUGA
Pseudozyma hubeiensis SY62 is the source of this 2427-nucleotide messenger RNA. RefSeq lists its product as hypothetical. Bases 1 to 2427 code for a protein of 808 amino acids. Lineage: Eukaryota; Fungi; Basidiomycota; Ustilaginomycetes; Ustilaginales; Ustilaginaceae. The record is from RefSeq and is a predicted model, not a curated record. The transcript has a single exon. Gene Ontology annotation, molecular function: structural molecule activity; protein heterodimerization activity. Gene Ontology annotation, cellular component: SLIK (SAGA-like) complex; SAGA complex. Gene Ontology annotation, biological process: regulation of transcription by RNA polymerase II.